UGCGACGUAACAGGCAAUUCCAGCCGAUUCUAUCAACCGCUGAACAGUUUAUGUUUAUACCGUCAGAACAGAAACUUAGGUUCGGGCAAAAUUCGAGCACUAACAUAGUUAUUCUUGCGGUACAAAUGCAUAAUAUUUCACAACCUUUCGCAGAAUGGGACAUUCAGGUGAAACUAAUGAAAUCAAGGAGUGCAUAGGUAGUCAAGUGAAUAAAGAAUCAGCAAACGAUAUGGAAACUAUCCCUCCUGACAAGUCAGGCAAAUGGUCCAUCAAAUUGCGUAUGUUUUACAACAAGCAUUUUCCCACUGACAAGGACUCUUAUGCCGUACGUUUUUCAGUUGUAGGCUUGGCCUUAUCCCUCUGUUCUCUACAAUUAUUCCUGAACCUACAGUGGAAGGAAAAAAGGGAAACGCAAGAAUUUUAUAUAUGGGCACUUAUAGUUCUCUUAUCAUCAGCCGCUUAUGGAUUGUAUUAUGGCAUGAAAAUUGGAGACCGCAAACAGUUCACACCAUGGAUAAUAUUCAAAAGUAUCGAAAUUGUAACGACCACCAUGUCUUUAGUGGUUGCAUUCAUUAAUUCACGUGGACAUGUUUUGAUUAACAUCGUGAUAUGUUUCGUAGUUCUAGCUGGAAAUAUCUUUAUGAUCUGGAUUAUCUGUCGUAGAAAGAAAGAGAAUUUGUACAACGUUCCUGAUGAAGCUGUGGACGAGUUUUCUCCAGUGAUGUCCAAGGCAUAAGUGGAAAUAAAACAACUAAAAUCAGAUUGUUUGCUGUCAUGUGAUCAGUGCAAUGAUCUGAUUAUAAGUAGAUUCGUCCGUGAGCGGUCGUAGAUCAUUGAAUCCAACAUUAGAGAGAGAAAGAUUCAACAUCAUAUCACGUGACCACCAGAGAGAGAAUAAAAAUUAUCGAAUUUCAACCAAUUUGUUAAGUGGUGAUAAAUCACGUGAUCUGAAAGGAAAAGUGUCGAUUGGUAAAAUAUGUUACACCAAUCGAAACAGCGGUCGAUUGGUAAACAUCGUGCGUCUCAACUUUCUGUUUUAGUUGAUUCCUUUCUUUCUAUGCGAUAUCUACUUAUAGUUAAAUCAUUGGUUAACAGAUAUAUUAUUCCCCAGUUUGUUCAGAUUAUUUAUUCGCCUGUAAAAACCCAAUGUUCGUCAACAUUGGAAUGCGCUCAAAUCUAAUGAUAAAUGAAACUGAUUAAGAAAGAAAUACUAAUUAAAUUAUUAUCGAGAUAUUAUUAUAAAUUAUUGAUAUUCUGAUUUUCCCAUGAGCAGAAACUUCCACUUCCUCUAUUUAUCUUAUAUAUUUCGCAAUUAUAUUUUCUCUGAUGUGUAAGAGGCCAUACUAUAAUUAUCCUAAUUAUGAAAUAAAGUAUUUUCUAUUUAU
This is a messenger RNA of Harmonia axyridis, 1385 nucleotides long. RefSeq lists its product as uncharacterized. The coding region runs from base 155 to 736 and encodes 193 amino acids. The transcript has 6 exons. NCBI's taxonomy places the organism in Eukaryota, Metazoa, Arthropoda, Insecta, Coleoptera, Coccinellidae. The record is from RefSeq and is a predicted model, not a curated record.